UCCCCCACCUCGACAUCUACUGUACGAUGCACGGCGAGCAUGUGCACCAAAGUUUCUCGCGCACCACCACCAAACCGCGUGCAUCUACGGGCACCGUGUCUCAAAAUUGGAUGCCCCCACUACUGUCGGCACAGCAUCCGAUGGUGACGUCGGCGUUUCCACCGGCUUGUGGCAUGAUUUACAUUGUCCUAUCGCUCGCGCUCAGCGCCUACUACGCCGUGCUUGUGACUCAGCACUUGGCUAAUGACUUAUGGUGGCCCAACUUUAACGCCACGGGAGCCCACUCGUACCUGGUGAACAUGAUCAACAUGGAGCUCCUGCAUGCUAUUCGGGUAGGGGGAGUCGAUUUUGCCGCGUUUGAUCCAGCGUUGGCCUUGCCUCGAGAUUACAGUCGCGUCGACACUGCCAACCCCAUCUCCACGACAUACAAUCGAGCGUUGUUGUACUCGCAACGCUUUGACUUUGAUAACAUCAUUCCCACAUUGCGGGUGCCGUUCGCUGGUAUCGUAGUCCGAUUCACCCAAUACUGCUGGGUCGACUUCAACCAAACGUGGGAAACUGCCCACACAGACGCCCGCCAGGCCCGAUGUAACCAACGGUAUGCGUCCAACGGGGCUGUGUACUGGGAAACAUCCUUGCGGAACGUCAAAUGGGCAGCCUUUCAACGGGCGUUUGGGGGGGCGGAAGGCGCCUUCACCAUCACGAUCGCCAAUGCGAUCCUAAAACAUCCGCUCGGGUCGUCGUAUCUCAAGUACUUGUCGCAGUGCAACGGCAACGUUCCGGUGGCCGACGAAGCCGCGUACUGGCGAGCGCACAACAUCUCAUUUUUCCAGCUCGGGUUUGAAAAUUACUUUUCCGUGGGCAUAGUGGACACGGUGAACGUCGUGAACGCCCUCGGGCUCCAGCAAAGUUUGACCAUCAAGCAAGUCGAUGCCAAGACGCGCGGGUCGGGGUGGACGACCAUGCUCAUGAGCUGGGGGGUUGGCAACGACUUGGCCAUCCUCUCGAGUAACGGGCACUCCAUGAUCCGAGGCGACCCUGCCAAUCUGCAGUUUUCACCCGCUUGUACAAGUCAAGCUAUGGUGGACAACGGAGAAUGCGCACAUACAAUCGACGAAAUGUACGGCUACGACGACUCGUAUCCAGUCGUGAACGCCACCCACGCCAGCAUUGGCCCGUAUGGCAGCGUGGAUUUGAUGCUCAUGGCGUUGCCCAUUGAAGUGUCUGCAGCUGUGACAUCGUGGCAGGCCCUCGUCACAGCUGAAAUUCUCCGUGGGGGGGCGUUUUAUUCUGCCAUGCAAGACCAAGCACUUAACGACCCCGCUUGGCUCGACCCCGUUCCUCGAGAAUGGACAAAUCCCAACUGGCUCUACAUGGGAGGCGACCCCACGUGUCCGACGCGGUCCCCCGUCCCGUUUGUGCAAUCGUCGUGGGCAUUUGACGUGUCGUGCGACCUCCAAUCCCCGCUCGAGUUGCCCGUGAGCAAGUUGCAGUUGCUCUUUGCAGUUGCUUCGUUCAGCUUAUCCCACGAAAUGGAUGAGAUGACUGCAGGUCAAGCUGCGACACUGUGCGGUCUCUGUACGUCGGCACGUUCAGGCACUUGUGAGAAGUUGGUCCUCGCGGCUGUCAAGGCAUUCCACCAAUUGUGCCGCAUCGAUCAGCCAACGUCGUGCCAUGAUUUGGUACCAGCGAUGUCGUCAGCUCAGAGUGCCGUGUCAAGUUCCAAGGUCGGCCUAGUUCAGUUUGCACUCGAUACAGGCAACGACGGAUCGCCAUUCCUCUUGCAACAGGUCCUGCUUUCAGGUACUACGUCGGACGAGAAUCUCUGGGAUUUCUUUGGCUGGCUGUACGUGUACGAGUGGGCAUCUGCAACUCGUGAAGUGGUGUCCUUUCAAGGCGAUGCGGGCGUCCACACGUUGAUGUCGGACGCGUACGAGCCAUUAACAAGUCAGGUCAAGGCCCUCGAGGUACCUGUGAGCGCGUGUCAGUACCUGCGUGCGAUUACCAUCUACGUCACAUUUGGCUUGAGUGUCGUGGGGACGUUGGUGUUGGGGUUUGCAGCUGCCCAACACUUGCACGUGAAGGGGGCCAACUUGUUGUGUUUCAAUCGUGUGGCGGGCAGCGUAUGGAUUGGUCGGCCGUUCCAGCUGGUUCGAGGCAUGACCGCGCUCAUCGUCCUGGCCACGUCACCGCUGGCCUUUGACCAAUCGCAUGGGUACGCCAAGUUUUGGUUUCGCCCUCGUAUGUGGUUUGACGUGUGUGUGCUUGCGGGCGAAGCCACGUGGAUUACGUACGUGUUGCAAGACAUGCUGCUGCUGUUUCUGGGCAACGUGUUCCGCCAAAGCUACGCGCCGGUCGUGGGGACGGCCGUUGUCUGGUUGGCGCAUGUGCUUGUGGAAGUGGUGUCGCCGUUUCAAGCGUCGAUGCGGCUGGAUCGGCAAUGCACGUCCAGCGAUUUAGAAGUCAACAUCCGAUGCAGCAGCGGCGUCGUGCACGUCGGUAGCCUCGAUCGAGUGAAUUUACUCCUCGCGAUUCAAGUGUCGGUUGUGUUGGGCACGUUUGCGCUCUUCAAGGCGUGGCACUGGCUGCGGCAGACACCCCACCGGCACCGCAAGGAUAGCCACUUGCUCAUUUCUGGGGUCGCGCUAACGUUUCUCCAUUUGGGGGACGUAAAUGCUGACGGCGACGACGAAGCCCUUUUGAUAGACCGUGCCACAUGUGCCAUGUGCGGUUUGCUUUGCUACCGCGACUACGUGUUUGACAUCAAGUUGUGGAUCUUGGUGCACGAUAGCCACGCCAACGCGAGAUCCGCCGUGGACAACAUGAAGCAGUUUCCAUCGCCCAACCUUGCCCUUCCUUAUAUGGACAUGUCCACGACAGUGGACGUUGUGGCCGUCCAGAGUGCGCGACACCACCGUCGGUAUAUGGCCAUUGGCUUGGCUGUCGCUGGCUGCGUCUACAUGGCGCUGUCCGUGGCGGGCUCCGUGUCGUUUCUCCUCGUGUCGCAUGUGAGCAUGGCCAACGACUUUUGGUGGGGCUCGUUCAAUGCGACGGGGGCCCACGCGUUCAUCUCGACGUGGUACAAUGGAUUGAUGGCAACUGCAAUUUCAAACGCGCCGCUGGGCCAAGUGCACCUGAAUGACAUCCAGUUCAUCGACCCAUCUCGAACGUACGCUGCCAAUGCUACGACCACCGCCGUUCCAGCCCUGUACGCGGCGAUGGUAGUCCAUGAAUCCGCAGCCGACUUGGAGAAAAUUGUCACGGGCCUCCGCCAAAUGGACGGGUGUAGCCUGCCGUGGAUUGCAACGCAGUAUUGCUGGGUGGACUUUGGCAAAUCGUGGGAAAUGGGCAAUUCCCUCGCCCGACAACGCCGUUGCGAGUCUCAGUACAGCGACAAUGGAGCCGUGUACCUGGAAUCCGUGCUUCGCAAUGCCCAGUGGAAGGAAUUCACGUCGUGUUGGGGCCAGUCGCUUGAGAUUGCACUGGCACGAGACCUUCGCCAGACAAUGCAAGGGGCAUCUUGGUGGUCCAGUGUGCAAAAUAUGGACACGACAGUCCAAGACGAAGUACAGUAUUGGCAAACACAAGGGGGUAUUCAGUACUUUGACACGGCCUGGCAGAACUACAAAACGAUCGGGAUCGUAGAGUCGUACGGGAUUCAAAAUGCCUUUGGACUCGUGUAUUCGAUGACGCUCAAGUCCACCAACGGGUCGUUCCGGUUGGCCUUGGAAACGUCUAGAAAAGCGUACUGGGGGCUCGCGGCGGACCUCUGGGCCGUCACCUCGUCCACGCUCCCCAUCAUGUCAAACCGGAGCUUGAUCCGACACAGCGCCAACUUUGCCUUCCGAAACACCUCGGUCGCAUCGGUCAUGGCGCGAAAUAGGUCGCUGCCGUGGCCCUUAUCUGGCCAGUUUGCCACGUUCGAUGCCGUCGUGGGUCCAUUUGGGUCGGUCGAUUUGAAGUUCAUGCCACGCCCAACCUCCCUCGUUCGGUUUGUCCAACAAGCAAAAGAUGUUGUUUACACUGCGAUUCGCCUGGACAACGAUACCAACGCGCGGUACAUUGGGCUCGCAAUUCCUGGCCAGUUUGGGGCGGUGGUGCCGUCGUGGGAUGGGCUUUCCUGUGCGGGGGGGAACAUACUUUGCCCCGAAGCCGCCGCGGACACGGCAUGUUCCAGUGGCUUGGGUCAAUUCGUCGGGGUAAACACAGUAUGUGGCCUCCUCCAAGGAGAAGUGUUGACGCCCACUCCACUUCAAUCAGUCUUAGCUGUGAUUGCAGCAGGGCUGGCGCGUUCAACCAUCACGACCACCGACUUGACGAAACCAUGCGCUUACAUUGCCCCGUCGUCUCUGUGCAAGCGGCUUCUCUACGCCCCAAUCAUGUUUGCUUUGAAUUCGUCCGGCGUCGCCAGUGCUCUUCCGACGCUCUUGGCGCUGGCUCAAGUGGCGAGUGCCGACGUCCGCGCCGCCAAUGUGAGCAUCGUCCAGUGGACGCGGCCGCUGCAAAGUCGCGGCCCACGGACUUUGUCCAGCAUCUCCUUCUUCGCGGCCAACACGACUGUAUUUCACUGGCAUACGUGGCACUUUAUCCUUGAGUGGGCCACCUUGAGCCGCGAAGUCGUAUCGUUCCAAGGUGACGUCGGCACCGUCACCGUCCUCACGACGUACGUGGCGGCAGUGUCGGGGGCAUUCAAUCCACUGGAGGUGCCCGUCAACGUCGCGUACUACAUGCGCAUAACGUGCAUGUACACGACGGGCGUGAUUGGCAUCGUGGGGGCGUUCGCGUUCUUGUACGCAUUGGUGAGCAAGUUCCACGUCGAGGGGUACAACAUGUUCAAGAUCAACCGCGUGGCGGGGGUCGUGUGGGUCGGGCGGCCGCUGCUGUUUCUCCGCAGCAUGACCGCCAUUUGCCUCCUCAGCACACAGUCACUUGAACUUGUGAAAGAUCGGAACCUCACGUACUUUGCCAACGUCCAACGCGCCGACAUGACACGCAUUUUCGUCACGCUCUUGUCGGCCGGCGAAGUGUCGUGGCUUGUGUUUGUAUUGAACGACAUUGGCACAGUCAUCACCAAGCAAUACACGCAGUCGUACUCGAGCAAGUGCGGGGUCGUAGUCUGGCUAGUCUCGGCCGCCUUGUCGUUUGGCCAGCCCAUUGUGAAUACCGCUGAUGUGGGGCGAACCUGCGACGUCGACGCCGUGGACUGGCAACUCGUUUGUUCUACAGCAAGUACAUGUGUAUCUAGGCGUCGUGCACAUUGGCAGCCCCUGCCGGUUUUGGGUUCUCAUUGGGGUGUGUGUGGGGGCGACGGUCGUCUGUUUCGUGAUCGACUACAUUCGGUUUCCCCACCUCGAGGGGCUGCCGCGGUCGUCGCUGUUUCUGUCGUCAUCGGCCAAGUUCCUCUUUUCUAUGGACGGGUGGACAGAGUUUGAGGUGUACCACUUGGACAUGUCGUCGGCCGCCAUGAACGGGAUGCUCGCGGUGCCGUGCCCCCACGGGUUUUACAUUUUUGACGUCAAGACGUGGAAACUCAUGUACAUUCCGGCGCAGCACGGCAUCCGCACCGAACUGCUCCACAGAAAAGGACGAAGUUACCUUCGAAAUGCCAUUCCCCUUGCCGAAUAAGGUUGCAAGGUUGCACCCCCCCCGCCAUCCCAAAUAUCUGGUUUGGACACGUGGGGUUGGAAAAAAUAAUAGACGACCGUGGCAGAGGUUCCAGGGGUAUAUAUUUCGAAUGGAUUCUAGCACAGAACAACCGAUGAUGGGCAAACACAGCCCCCCUACAUCCAAAGCUGGGGCGGCCAAUUGGGACGCUGCUGACAACAAGCACUGCUCCAGAAUGUGUAGUUGCCGUCCCAAGUUGGUUCGUUCGUAUCCGCUACGCACACGAGUUGCCAGUCAUUAGCGUAUCCACAUUGUAUGUUGGGCCAACCGAAGCCGACUUCACGACGAAGUUCGAUAGUUGCUGCCGACUCAGCCCAAGGUAACAAGCAGCACAGUGCACUUGGUCGAGUACGACUACGCGUGAUUUGGAUGAUCCCCUGACCGUCCGUGCCAAUAAUGUCGUUGAGCAGUAUUGAGUGCAUUGGAGCUAUAGUAGAGCGUCAGUAUACUGCAUAGGUCGAAUAGAGGAGG
Messenger RNA from Aphanomyces astaci, 6135 nucleotides. RefSeq lists its product as hypothetical. The transcript is spliced from 3 exons. The record is from RefSeq and is a predicted model, not a curated record. Bases 27 to 5432 code for a protein of 1801 amino acids. Lineage: Eukaryota; Oomycota; Saprolegniomycetes; Saprolegniales; Verrucalvaceae.